UUUGUGGUGAUGAAUCAUUUCAGCCCACGAACCUUUAUCAAAAGUUGCUAGGAAAUGCACACCCGUUGAAAGCCUUAUUGCAAAAGAAAGUCUAACACAUAUGCGCUUCACGCCAUUCACAGCUAGGCCCUGCAUGUCCGCCAUUACACUGUAGCAUUAGAAACGCAUUUGCGUCUCUACCAUAGAGAUAAGAUCUUUACUCAUGCAGACACGCAUGCCUAUGCAGAAAAUGCAGAAACGCAUAGUACACCUGCCUCCCCCCUGAGGAAAUGUUUCUAUUCAUUUCUAGAAUUUUUAAAUCAGCUCGUCUUUGAUGAUAGGGGAAAGUGGUCGCAAAGAGUUGGAAAUUCCAUCUGUUUCCGUCAGUUGAUUUCAUCUUUACACAAUUGCGUUGGUCUGAACCAGUUGAGAUAAAUCUUUUGGUACAAUGGGAGCAAAUCAAUCGAAUUUGAUCCCAAUGCCUGAUGGCUUUGACUACAUGGCCAUCACUUUUAGAGCAACUGAUCGCAUAAGAAUUAUAUAUCCAACAUAUGAAGAAGUGACUGGAAUUAGAGAAACAAUUAUGCAUCAUUGGCCAAAUGGAAUACAACAAGAAAUAAAUGUGCUUGCUAGUGCACAUGAAUUCAAACUCAGGGGCAACCCUUUUUGUGGACAUACAUCUCUUCAGGAAGCAAUAAACUUACGGAAACUCUGUUGUCAACUGCUGUUUAGAUUAUAUAAUUUGGGAUGCAAGUUGCUAAUUUCAAGUGACCUAGCACAAACAACAGACUUGGCAACAUGGAUUUUUCAUAGAGAGCAGACACAGCAGGCCCAGUUUCAUUUUGCUGCCAUUGGGGUAAGCAGCACUGACAAGUUACAGUUUGUAGAUUUUCCUGCCUCUAUGCAUCAGAUGUUUCAUUGUGUUGUUCAGAGGAACUGGCCAAAGAACAUACAAGAUGUUAUAGCCAUAAGUGAUGCUCUUGAAAUAAAGUUGAGUGGAAACCCUUGGAUGUCUGCAGGUGGAUCUGAAAAUGUUCAGUCGAAGACGCUUGUGAAGGCUCUCAUUAAUGAGCUUGAUGCACAAAGGUGGGUUCUUUAUGCCAGCAGCAAUUUGAAAGGAACAACAGAUACAUUGUUCUUCAGAUAUGAUCCAAACUUACCAACAGAUGGCUCAAGAAGACCUGCAUUUGCUAUAAGCUUAAGUGGGUAUGAUCGUCUGAGGCUAGUGGAUAGCCCUGAAGAAGUAGUCAAUUGUGUAAAGACCAUGUUGAUUCAAUUCUGGGCGGGUGGAAUUCAGGCAGAGAAUUAUCAUUUCAAUGCUUAUGAAUUCAAACUUGCUGGUUAUCCUUGGUGGUCAGAUGGCACAGAGGCAAUAUACCCAAGGUUACUUAUGUGCAAGAUUUUUGAAGCAUUGAUGAGGAUCGGCUGGAGGGUACAAAUGGCAAUUGACCUUUCAAGAGCAGUUGAUGACAAGAGUGUGCUUACUUUUCAAGCUGGGCCCCCAAUUGCGGCUCCCAUAUUUUGCCUUUCACUGAAUUACACUGACAGAAUAAGCAUCAUAAAUGCCCCAACAGAUACUGUACAGGCUAUAAGUAAUGAGAUAAGACGACUCUGGUUGUUUGGCAUACAAUGUGAACAGGCAAAUGGCCCCAGCAUUGAGUUACAACUGAAGGGAAAUCCAUGGAGGUACAGCUAUGAUGGUCAUGAUGGUGCUCAUGGUCGUGUUUUGUUGCUUCAUUUGUUAAAACUAUGUGCCAGUUUAGGUUGGUUUGUCAUUGUUUCAGCCGAUGUAUCUGCUAAGUAUCAUGUGGACAGAAGAGAUGAUCAUAGUACAACAAAAUACCCCCUUGAUGUCCACAGCUGGUGGUUCAUAAGAAUGGGAGGACAAGCAACUGCAGCUCCACAGACUCAAGCUUUUUCACAACAGCCAGAGGUAUUGGGAGCUCCUAUUGGUUUUGAAAGUGCUCCAACUAUUUCUUUAACUUCCAAAAACUAAUUCUUACAACAAGGACAAACUGAUUUUGUUUAACUGUUUUUGUAGCCCAAUAUCUAUUUAUCAUCAGCUUAUAUUUUAGUAAAUAGCACACACUAAAAAACUUUCAAAAUUUAGCUUGCAUUAAGGUUGAUGUCCUAUUUAGACUGUUGACCAAAUUGGAUGUGCAAAAAGGGGAGUGAAGAUAAGUGUUCACAUUUAAUUUGAUUUUUUAGCAGCACUAAUGUUGUAGAAAAAUGCUUUAAAAUACAAGUAAAGCUGAAGGAGUUGGGUUGUCCUAGGUGUUGUUUUAUCUAAAUGAAAGCUAAUACCUAUUUUGUACGAACUAUUUUUUGCUUUUUCCAGUUAACUUUUAAUAAUAAACCUCUAUUGCUAGGGGCUUGGGCACACCAGCACUUGAAUCGUGAUAUUUUUUAUGACAAACAUAAUCCCUAUUGGUCUCCAAUCUGCUAGUGUGCCCUGGAAAAUGUAUUCUUUCUGGCUUUGACAACUUUUGCAUCGUCCAUCAAAGAAUCUUCCGUUGAAACAUGACAAUGGGCAAUGCCCUGCUGUUUAUCCAAGUUGGAAAAGCCUUCCUUCAAUUUCAAAGUUUUGAGAAAGAUAAUCCAAUUGAACUAUGAUACAAGUGCACUCGGUAGGGGGGUCAUGGAAGUGACUUCAAAAGAAGGGGCUUAGCUGGCAAAUUUGCUGACAUCCAAAUUCUUAUUGAAAAGUGAUGACUUUAUCAUGGUGAUUCUCGGUUUUUCUAAAAUGCUGGGAAAAAAUUGCAGUUUAACAUCUGUUUUCAAAUUUUGUUUCAUAGCAAUCAUCAAUAAUCAGUACUUGUAAUUAAAAGUAAUGCACAAAAUAGGAUUUGUAACUAGUAUCAUAAAAAUCUAACAAAAUGAACUGGACGAUUUUCAGUUCAUCAAAAGUUUCCUUAGCAAUAGUGUGUCAGUAUGUUCCUAAAUUACUUCAUCAUAACUAAGGCUCAAACUUGGUUAUCAUUUUGGAAAAUUGAACCCCUCUUGGCUAACUUUUGACCGAAGGCUGUUUUUACAAACUUGAGCACUAAAAAGGUGAGCUCGUAUUUGGUAUAGCAAAUGGUAAGGUUGCAAUUAUCUUGCACAAAGUCUAAAGAUUUGGACUGGCAGACUGUAAAUUCGAUUUGCUCAUUGAUUUGACUAGCAUAACAAAACUCUCCAUGUCUAAUCUUUCUUUGCAAACUCUCACUUGUGCUGAUAAGUUUCUUUGAAAUUUGCAUAAUUUUCUAUUAGCAACCAAUAUUGGUCAGCCAAACAGAUACAAAAUUUCAAAAACAUUUAAGAAUGGUUUAUUCUAGUGGGGAGGUACCCCCUGCCCCCACCCUUAUUCUCCUGGCACCUUGGCUCUAAAAAUCCUGUGGUAAUUCUACCUAACAAGAGGUAUCUAUCAAGAGGGAUUUCGGUUACCAAGAAAGGGAUGUGAUAAAAAAAGAAAGAUUGCUUGUUCAAAAGUUUAAGACAAGUUUACUUGGAAAAGAAUUAACAUUUUUCGUGUUGCUGUCUCUUCUUCAGCUUCAGAAAUAUAAAAAUUUGAGCUUGAAAUGGCUUGAUUUACUGCCCAAUCUAUCUGCCACGUCCAAAACCUCUUCCUCCACCGCGAUCUAUGAAAGAUAAUGGAUUAAAAUAUGUAGAAAAUUUCAGUGAUAAAUUGCCUUAAAAUUGUAGUAAAUGUUAGGCUUUUCUAGCAUAAUUUCUUCCAAUGAAUGUAAAAUGUCAUCUGAAGAUGGCUCAGUGGUUAGGUUUGUGGACUACAGGGACCAAGGGUCCGUGAUUUGAGUCCUGCCAUUACCAAACUUAAACUGGGAGAAAGGAGAGUGACCAGCCCUCUCUAUUUUGAGGCAAAGGAAUAAUGUUGUUCUGUCAAAUUGAGAGGAAAGACCACCACACUACUCUGAGGCAUAGCUCCUCAGUGUCUUUGCUAGCUAAGGAGAGGUAUUGUGAAGUGUGAUGCACACAAUGAUUCAUAUGGCCCUACUAGCAUUUCUCUACCUGGAUCUAGCAGGAUUUUAAUAUUUGAAUUUCAAGCAGUAUUUUGGUGAGAGCCUCUGUCUAGAAUGGUUCUCAGUGGUAAAUGUUUCAUUGAUUCACUGCUUCACUGCUUCACCUUCUAAUGCUACUCAGUACACAUAAAUUUCCUCUUAUUUUCUUUGGGUUCGAAGGUGCUACUAGUUUUGUUUCAAAAUGAUUGUAGAUCACUGUAAUCACUGUGAAGGUUCACUGGUAAUUUACCCUAAUGCUAAAAAUAUUUGGAUGUCAAAAAUCCUACUAAAAAGGUUUCUCUGUUUCCUAGUCCUUGUUUUGAAGUGUACAAGCUUCCUAUCAAACAAAGAGCAGAAAAAGCUGACAAUGAAAAACAAGUUUGCCCCAAAAAUGCCCUGUAAACAUCCUGACAAUGAUUUCAUGUGAUUUCAUUUUGUAAUUUGCUAUUCUCUUUGCCAGGCCUGCUAAAGGGGGGGGGGCAAGGGACAAUUGUCCAUAAGCAAAGAAAGGCACUCUAGAUAGUUAACUGUCUUCAUUUGAAAUACGACUCUUUACAAAUAUAUUUACUGGUUAUUACAAAUCAUAUCUUUACUAGGAUAUAAAUUAAAGUAAAUAAAGAAAAAUCUAUCUAUGCAUCUUAAAUCUAUUUUAAACAAACUUUAGGUUUAUUGCUUUGGAUAGGAAGAGUGCUUUUGCAUGUAGCUCCAACAUAGAAACACCCCUAUAUGACAAGCCAUCCCCAGUGAGAAACUUCUGUGCCGGACAUAAUCAGGUUUUCCAAGGAAAGGAUGUUAUCAAACACUGACAAGCAGACAAUUUAGGUUUAGGUUUCAUUUUCAAACUAUAUCAUAUCCCUUGGAUUGUCAAAUCUCAAAUUAUAUCUUUAACUAGACCCUAGUCAACAUUGCACAGACUCCGAUCUAAAAAUCAAACAUAUUGAAUGCAAAUUUGGCUUGCUGGCUACAAUAUAAGAAAGACAGAAACUUACUGAAUCCACGCCCUCCACGGCUGAAACCUGUACCACGUGGUGUGAAGCCACCACGACCACCUCUUCCACCUCUACCACCUUUGAGAACAAAAUCAUAGAAAUUACAAAUUUCAUUUUUUUAAAAUUUAAAAAUCUCAUCUCAAUAAAACAAGCCAAGAUAAAAAUACUGGCAACUUACAGUCAACAGUCAAAAAGUAUUUGAUGGCAGACAGUGCAUCUAUAGCACAAAGCUAAUGGCUAAGCUUUCAGAUUUGGCUGUCAUAUUUGUGAGAUAAUGCGUUUAGCAAAAUUUAGAUGCAACAGACAAUAUAUAAAGCCAGAAAGGGAAUGCAGGGUCUGUGAAAUCUGAUUAAUACAUUAGCUAUAAAAGUAGCCUGCAUUAAACACUUAAUAGGUAGUCAAUACAUAUAUUAAGUUCCUCAGUGCUUUCUAACCAAAUUUAUUUACAGAUGGCACAACAUAGUGGAAACAUAGCAUACUGAAGUACUUUUACUCCAAGACUCUUCAUAAACAUAAGAUGAUGACAAUUUAUAGCUGAAAUUAAAAUAAAAUUAAACUGAAAAUUUAUAGCUAAAAACAAGAUAAGAGGAAGAAAGAUGCGUUUGAUUGGUUCUUCUGCUUUUUAAAAAAAAGUGACCACUAAACCUCUCAACUAGUUGAUGUGUCCAAGAAAGAUACGAAAUAUUCAAUAUCAACUUUAAUGGGACCCCUCAACUUCUUACCCUUUUGGAAAAUACAUUUUGAAAAAGAAAAAAUGUUUGUAUUACCUCUCCCACCUCUGGGUGUUCCUCCUCUUGGUGUUCCUCGACCGCCGCCUCGACCGCUGCCUCGACCAGCACCUACAAUAAUCAUUAACCAACAUGAGAUAUGAUAUAUUUACUACAAAAACUUUCACUCAUUUAAUGAAAAAUCUUAAACAAUGAAUAAAUAGUUUUUAUCAUUACAAUGCUCAUUUGAAAUUUAGGUUUAAAAUCUUAAUGCAAAAAGGAAGACAGCAACCAAGUUUGCAUUGAAUAUAUUUACACGUGGAAUCAAAAGAGCAAAAUAACACAUUGUUUGCACCUUUUUGAAAACAUAAUAAUUUGAUGUUUAAAAAAACCAUGAAUUGAUGCUUUCAGGUGUGACUAUCAGCUAGGUUUAAAAAAAGAAUGGUUACCUGAAAGACUUAACAUCCUAAAACUACUAACCUUUUGGACCUGGUAGGAAUCUUGAUAAAGGCAGGAGCUUGUAUGGAUCAAUGUAGAACUAGGGGUAAACACAAACAGAAAUUUGUCUUUGUAAGGAUUGGGUGAUAAAAGUAUGAAAAGAUUGAAUCUUGAAAGAUUAUGGCCUAAUUCUGCUUCAAAUCAAGAUUGAACUGUUCUAGGUUUUUUAAGAAACUGUAUGACAUAACAAUGCAAACUUUCUUGGGUACUUAAAGAAAAAUAGAGAGAGAAGAUGAUUCCCUUUCUUUUCUUUCAUCAUUGACUAUAGUCUCAUUUGAUUGUUCAUAUAAUUGGUAAAGGUUGGGUCUAGUAAAUCCAUGAUCAAAUCAAUGAAUCAAGCCUCAUCAGAAACACUCGCAUAGGUUUUUCUUUAGGAAAAUAAAUCACUAUUAAACACACUAAUGGUUCCAGGGUAUAAUCUUUAUGCUCAUUCAUUGAAAUUUUAGCAGUGAAAUUGAAAAUCUGUUGCAUAGAGUAAAAAAAGUUUAGUACCUUGUUUAGAACAUUCAGAUAAAUGUCCUAGUGAAAUCAUGGUGAUUGAGUCAGAACAUUAAAAAUGAUUUAUUGAUUAACCUAAUGAUAACUAUGUAAUAAGUCAGGGUAGAGCUCCAGACUUCAAAAAUUGGGGAAGAAACUUCUUCAGCUAUCUGUAAUAAAUGAGUAUACACACUUCUGAAAAUGGCACAAAAUCUUACCUUUUGAGCACUUUUAAAUGAGGAUGCAUGCAUAUUUUCUGAAAGUUUUACUGAAAAAUAGUGUUUUCAGUCAAGGAACAUAUCUUAUCAACUAGAUCUAAAAUAAAUUACUGACUGAAAUUAUCCAUGCUAAGAAUCACAGAAUCAGUCAAUAGGCUCAUUGUCCUUAAAAUUUUUUUGGGUAACAGUUACAUUAAGAUGAGUCUGAGUAAACAAUCAUCUAGAAAGAUCACAGCUUUGUGGGUAAUGAUUUUUCAUUAAAGAAACUUUCUUGCUUGUUGAAUGUAGAAACUGGCCUAUAAGUUACAACAAAAGACCUUUAAAUAAUGCACAUUAGAAAAGGAUAUGAAGUCUGUCAUUGGUCCAAAUAUUUCAUCGACUUUUCCGAUUUGUGAUUUGUUUUCAAGGUAGAUUGGUGCAUUGAAGUAAGGAACACUUUCAUUUGUGCAUUUACAGACCAGUUCAUUCUCACAAGGAUGCAGAAAAUGUCCAAUUUC
Rhopilema esculentum is the source of this 7360-nucleotide messenger RNA. RefSeq lists its product as uncharacterized. Lineage: Eukaryota; Metazoa; Cnidaria; Scyphozoa; Rhizostomeae; Rhizostomatidae. The record is from RefSeq and is a predicted model, not a curated record.